Ziziphus jujuba (common jujube) is the source of this 2833-nucleotide messenger RNA. Its product is annotated as nitrate regulatory gene2 protein. The record is from RefSeq and is a predicted model, not a curated record. Bases 343 to 2571 code for a protein of 742 amino acids. NCBI's taxonomy places the organism in Eukaryota, Viridiplantae, Streptophyta, Magnoliopsida, Rosales, Rhamnaceae. The transcript is spliced from 4 exons.
UCACUCUGCCUCUCGUGCUCUCUCUCUCUCUCUCUACAUUGUGAGUGAGUGUGUGAGUGACUGUGCCCACCGUUCCGAGCUCAAAGCCAGAGCUCACCGAAGAGCUCCAAACCCAAGAAAAACAAAACGAACCGCAUUUUGGCUAAGCUGGGUUUCACCUUCUUCUCUCAACUUGUCGCUAUCUUUGUCUAUCUGGACACCACCAUCAAAAACCCAAACCCUCUCUAUCCUUUUUCUUCCAAAAACCCAAACUUUCUCUUACAUGUGAAAAAAAAUCACAUACCCAACUGGUCUAAACCCCCAGAAAAAAAAAAAAAAAAAAACCACACAAGAAUCUGCCAAAUGGGCUGUGCACAAUCGAGGAUAGAAAAUGAGGAAUCAGUGUCUCGCUGCAAGGACCGGAAGAUUCUGAUGAAAGAUGCGGUUGUUGCUAGAAACGCUUUCGCAGCGGGCCAUUCCGGCUACGCCGUCGCUUUGAAGAACACUGGAGCUGCGUUGAGUGAUUACGGCCAUGGAGAAACCGAAGAGACCCCUGAACUCCACCAACUCCAGCAGCAGCCAUUGGACUCCACCUCUCAACCACCGCCUCCGCCUCCGCCUCCACCGCCCAUCGACCAGCUCCCACCGCCUCCACCGCCUCUUCCCAAUUUCUCUCCCAUUACCAUCAAGCGCGCCACCAGCAUGCCGGAGAUUCGGAUGAAACAUGGCAAACCCGGGCGAGUCACAGAUUCCAUCACUAUUGCUGAAGAGGAUGAGGAAGAGGAAGAAGAGGAAGAGGACGGACACGAAAAUGGUAAAGGCUUGCGUCGGUCGCGGAGAUCGCGAAAUGGGGUGGCUGGAGAGAUGGGUAGUUCGGAGGUGGUGUCGGCGGCGGCGCCUUCAUCUCCGCCUCGGACUCCAGAGAUGAAAACGGUAGUGCCGCCGAUGCCGGAAUCGGAGUUGAAAGGAAUGGCUUGGGAUUUCUUCUUCAUGAUGGAUAACAUGGCUGGGUCAUCCUUGGGUGGAGAGGAAGAGAGUAGGGUUGAGGCUGAUGGGCAGCAUGGGAAUAUGGAAUUUGGUGAAGCUCAAAAUGUAGACGUCAAUGGUCGAAAUUUAGGCAAUGGGGUUGAGCCCAAGACGCCGGAGAAGGUGGAGGAGGAAAAGCCGCUGGAGGAGGAGACUCCGGUGAAGCCAAUUGAGCAUUCGCAUACGGCACCUCCGGAGUUUAGGAGAGCGGUGAAGAUGGGUCCGCGCGUGAGUUUGUUGCAGGUAUUGAAUCAGAUAGAUGAUCAUUUCUUAAAGGCCUCCGAGAGUGCUCAGGAGGUUUCAAAGAUGUUAGAGGCCACUCGCUUACAUUACCACUCCAAUUUCGCAGACAAUCGAGGAAACAUAGAUCAUUCUGCAAGGGUCAUGCGUGUUAUAACGUGGAAUAGGUCAUUCAGAGGUAUACCCAAUGGAGAUGGCGGGAAGGAUGAUUUUGAUUCGGAAGAAUAUGAAACUCAUGCUACUGUUUUAGAUAAGCUGUUAGCGUGGGAAAAGAAACUCUAUGAAGAAGUGAAGCAAGGUGAGCUUAUGAAGCUCGAGUAUCAGAGAAAGGUGACUCUACUGAAUAAGCAGAAGAAGCGUGGUGCUAGUGCUGAGACCUUGGAAAAAACGAAGGCAGCUGUAAGUCAUUUACAUACCAGAUAUAUAGUUGACAUGCAGUCUAUGGAUUCUACAGUUUCAGAAGUAAACCGAUUACGUGAUGAGCAGCUGUACCCAAAACUUGUUAAUCUGGUUGAUGGGAUGGCCAAAAUGUGGGGAAGCAUGUGCAUACAUCAUGACAGUCAGCUUAAAAUAGUUAUAGACAUAAAGUCCCUCGACAUUUCCCAGGCUCCAAAGGAAACAACAAAGCACCACCAUGAGCGCACCAUCCAACUAUUGAAUGUAGUUGAAGAAUGGAAUUCACAGUUUGAAAAGCUUGUCACUCAUCAGAAACAAUACAUCCAAGCUCUAAACAGUUGGUUGAAGCUAAAUCUGAUUCCCAUUGAAAGCAGCUUAAAGGAGAAAAUAUCCUCUCCACCAAGAGCUCAGAAUCCCCCAAUUCAAUCCCUUCUCUAUUCAUGGCAUGACUUUCUCGAAAAGCUUCCAGAUGAACUUGCUAAGUCUGCGAUUACAUCCUUUGCUGCGGUGAUCAAGACCAUUAUGCUUCAUCAGGAGGAAGAAAUGAAGCUAAAGGAGAAGUGCGAGGAAACCAGAAAGGAAUAUAUUCGCAAAAAUCAGGCAUUUGAAGAAUGGUACCAGAAGUACAUGAAUCGGAGGGCACAUGAUGAAACGGAUCAAGGGAGAGGUGAAGAUACAAAUAUCAAGGAUCCUAUUGCAGAGAAGCAAUUUGCCGUGGAGAGCUUGAAAAAGAGGUUAGAAGAGGAAAUUGAAGAUCACCAAAAGCACUGUGUCCAGGUGAGAGAGAAGUCACUUGGGAGUCUUAAAACUAGAUUGCCAGAGCUUUUCCGAGCUAUGUCAGAUUAUGCGCAUGCCUGUUAUGAUGCCUAUGAAAGAUUGAGGUCCAUCACAGAGUCACAAAACUCAAAUGGUAAUGGUCCUCGUGUUUAAACUCCUUAUCUAGCUCUAGUUUUAUUAAACUUAGACAUAGUUUUUGGAUGAGGCAAGCAUGUUUUUCUCUCUAUAGAAAUGUAAUGUUGACUUAUUUAUCAAAAAAUGUAAUGUUGGCUUUCUUUGUUUUCUUGUGUGGAAAAUUUUGCUGUUAUAUGGGUCUGUACCCUUCCACACAACCCUGCUCAAAAAACAGGCAAAGUCCCUGAUUCUCAUGUAACUUGUAUUUAUUCUUUUAUUUUAUUUUGUUUUUUGGUGACUA